Molecule: messenger RNA, 3671 nt
Organism: Rosa chinensis
Lineage: Eukaryota; Viridiplantae; Streptophyta; Magnoliopsida; Rosales; Rosaceae
Product: polyadenylation and cleavage factor homolog 4
Exons: 7
Coding region: 228-3077 (949 amino acids)
Biological process (GO): termination of RNA polymerase II transcription
Cellular component (GO): mRNA cleavage factor complex; cytoplasm
Molecular function (GO): mRNA binding; RNA polymerase II complex binding
Source: RefSeq, a predicted model, not a curated record
GCCGACGACGCACACGACGAGAGCAUGAGACUCGUCACGAGGAAAGUGGCAGUUCAGAACCGAAACCCUUCUUCUUCUUCUUCUCCUCCUCCUCCUCCUCCUCUUCUAUUCUAUGGUGGUGACAACAAACCCUAAUGCAAUCCUCACCCUUCCGCGGUGGGACACCAAAAUCCUUACCCUAACCCCAACUCUAACCCUCACCUUCUUCUUCACUCCCUCAAUUUCCCAUGGAGCUUUCCCGAGAAAACCCUAGACCCCUCGCUUUUCCGGUCACCAAGCCCAUGCCCGACCUCACUCCCAAGCCGCCGCCUCCGCCGCCGACCACGACUCCGAUUAUCGACCGCUACAAAGUCCUGCUCAAGCAGCGGGACGACGACCUCAGGGUCUCGCCCGAGGACGACGUGUCGCCGCCGAGCACCGAGGAGAUUGUGCAGCUCUACGAGAUGCUCUUGUCCGAGCUCGUGUUCAAUUCGAAGCCGAUCAUUACCGAUCUCACUAUCAUCGCCGGCGAGCAGCGAGACCACGGCAAGGGCAUCGCCGACGCCAUCUGCGCUCGGAUUCUCGAGGUCCCAGUUGAGCACAAGCUGCCUUCGUUAUAUCUUUUAGACAGUAUUGUAAAGAACAUUGGCCGAGACUAUGUCAGAUACUUCUCUUCCCGUCUACCUGAGGUCUUCUGCGAGGCAUACAGGCAAGUUCACCCCAACCAGCAUUCUGCCAUGCGCCACCUCUUUGGCACUUGGUCGGCAGUGUUUCCACCUUCAGUCCUUCGCAGGAUUGAAGCGCAGCUGCAGUUUUCUCCACAGGUAAACCAGCAAUCAUCAGGUUUACCUCCUUUGAGAGCAUCUGAAUCUCCUCGGCCGGCUCAUGGCAUCCAUGUCAAUCCAAAAUAUUUACGUCAGUUGGAGACCUCAGAUGUGGAUAAUCAGGUUGGACCUCAAAGAUUAAGCUCAACAGGAAAUAUGAGUCAUACAGAUUUUCCUGUUGGGUCCAAUCGUAUACAGCCAUCUUCAACUGUCAGACUUGCAAGAUCUUCUUCACCUUCAAAUAUUGGCCUUGAUGAAUAUGAAGUAGAAAAUUCUCCAAAAAGGUUUGGUGACCGGGCUUCUCCAUCUAAUUCUGUGUAUGAUUAUAGAGCAAUCAGAGAUGAGGAGCCAAAUGAAAGGCGGAGAAAACAUUAUCUUGAUGGUAGUCAGAACCGGUUAAAUAAUGGACUUGAACAUCAAAGACCAAGAGCUUUGAUUGAUGCAUAUGGAAAAGACAGUGGAGAUAGAAGUUUAAAUGAUAAGCCUUUGCAUGUUGGGCGGCUUGGUGUAAAUGGUCUAGAUCACAAAGCAACUUCAAUGUCAUGGCAGAAUACUGAGGAGGAUGAGUUUGAUUGGAAAUCUGUUGGCCCACCUAUAACCGAGCACACUAGGAGUAAUGAUUUCUUGCCUUCAAAUAUACCACCUUCUAGAAGCUACAGGGCCAGCCCUGGCCUCGGAACACUGAAUGCUAGCUCCUUAGAUUCUGAUAUUGGGAGUAGUUGGUCUACUCAGGCAUACCUACCUUCCGAGCAGUCCUCUGUAGUUGCUGAAGAUCCAGCCCCCCCGCUUUCUUUUACUCGUGGAUUCGCGGGUAGAUUCCAGUCCGAGAUAAAUCAUAAUCAGGGUUCUCGCCACCCUCAAGAACCCUGGAAUAUGCCUUUCCAUCCCUCUCAGCAUUCACAGACUCUUCUUAAUUCCAAAGAAAUAGGUAGAAAUUUCCAUAUGCCUGGUAUGUCUCUAGGUGGUGAGAAAGUGUCUACUGAUGCCGAUGUGCGACUUCACGGGCCAACAUCAAGAAUUGGUUCUGGUGCUGACUUUGUUAAUGCUGACUCUCGGUUAGUUAUACCAAUGUCAGUGGGUUUAAGGCCUCCAGUAAACGUGCACAAUUCUCACCCGCCGCCUUUGCACCCUAUUUUUCCAUUGCAAAACCAGAGGAGUCAGUAUGGUUUCAUAAAUUCUGUCGAUACUGCUAAGAAUCAAGGUCCAUAUAAGUCUAUGUAUAUGCCUGAGCAGCAGUUGGACGGUUAUGAAAACAAGGAUUUGGGGUUGGCAAAGCUAAGUCAGUUGACUAGUCAGAAUGCCAGACUCAUACCUGUUAAUCAGCGAAACCAGGCUCAGGUCAGUCCUUUCCAACCACAAUUUCAUCCACAUCAGGAGCCACCUUAUUCAGUGGGACCACGUGGAUACAAUUUGCAAGGGCAGGGUGGUACUGGUAUUGCAAAUCCUGUACCUCGUCUACAGUUGGGCUUACCAACUCACUAUACCCCAAACACUAAUUUGCGUGGGGACUCCUUGCCACCUCUACCACCUGGCCCCCCUCCUCCCAUGCAAGGUGUAUUUCCUGGUCAAAAGGCUGGUCCGGUAGUCUCUAGCAACCAGCAAGGGAGUUCAUAUACUGGUUUGAUUAGUUCUCUAAUGGCUCAAGGUGUGAUCUCAUUGACAAAUCCAAGUGGACUGCAGGAUUCUGUAGGAGUUGAGUUUAAUGCAGACCUUCUUAAGGUACGUCAUGAAUCUGCAAUAACUGCUCUGUAUUAUGAUCUCCCAAGACAAUGCACAACCUGUGGUCUCCGGUUCAAGUGCCAAGAGGAGCACAGUAGUCAUAUGGAUUGGCAUGUGACAAAGAACAGGAUGUCUAAAAACCGUAAGCAGAAGCCCUCUCGUAAGUGGUUUGUAACUACAAGCAUGUGGCUCAGUGGUGCAGAGGCUUUGGGAACUGAUGCAGUUCCUGGCUUUUUACCUGCUGACACCAUUGCGGAAAAGAAGAGUGAUGAAGAAUUGGCUGUUCCUGCUGAUGAGGAUCAAAAUUCAUGCGCGUUAUGUGGAGAGCCUUUUGAUGAUUUUUAUAGUGAUGAGACAGAGGAGUGGAUGUAUAAAGGUGCUGUGUACUUGAAUGCACCUCAUGGGUCAACACCAGACAUGGAUAGGUCACAAUUAGGUCCUAUAGUGCAUGCCAAAUGCAGGCCGGAGUCCACUGAUGUAUCCCCUGGAGGUUUUGGACAAGAUGAAGGGGGAACUAUUGAAGAGGGUAGUCAAAGAAAACGUUUGCGGAGUUGACAUAGUUAGGAGGACUUCCAUGUCCACUGUAACUUAAUACAAGUUUCUUCAUUUUUAUGGUACUCUCUUCAACUAUUUUUACAGUAUUGUUGGAGUAGCAGCACAUUGGCUUUCAAGCCAGCUUGUACAUGUAUAGUAGAACUUGUACCAUGGAAAGUAUCUUGCAGCAGAGGUUACAAUUUCUCUUGCCAUAGUGUUACCCGGCUUUCUUUUUUACUGUCUAAACAUCGAGACUGACAAUAAAAUCGACAGUUAUUGUCUUUAUCGUAGGUUUCUUUGUUUCUAUCUUUUAAAAAUGAUAAGUGGUAGUGGUGCUGUUUUUCUUUGUAGCAUGUUCAAGGGAGGGAGAGAAUUAUUGAAUCCAUUCUAUGGAAUGGUUUUCUGCAAAACAUAUUUUGGCGUCUUGUACAUUCUGCAGGGAAUGCAUUGUGGAACCACCUGUAAACAAAGACUUUGAAGGCUCAAGUGCACUGUGAAGCCUCUGAUGUCCUCUGUCAAAUUCUUCAUGUUCUUUUAUUUUUGCUUUCAUUUGGGGUUUUAAGGGUCAUGACAGUGUAACUUAUAUAUUAAAUUGAUUGUGGUGAAGUUCCUAGA